GAAGCCCACUGCAGCCUCUCAGUUCCUUUUGAAAGUUGCUUAGGAAAGCCUACAGCAGCUGGCCAUUCCUAGCCCACCACCACACAGCAGAGCAGGGAAGGAGUUAUAGGAUGGCCGGACUGUGCUCAAGUUCACUUCCGGCUCUGUCCCUAAGCCCUGACAGUCCAGAUGUGCCCAGGGCACAGCCCUGCUGCAGAAGAGCUGCUGUCCCAGAGAGAACCUCUGUCAGGUCCUCUGUCAUGUGAAUCAGGAUCCCCUCUUCCCGGGGCUGCUGUGGGUGAGAACAGAAAGUGGGAAGAGUCUCAGCCUGGGGUCCAAGGCAGCCUCCCCUCACUGACCCACCUGCAAUGGCUCUCUCUUCAGCUCAUCAGUGAUGGCAGUGUGGUCUGUGCCGAAGCACUCUGGGACCAUGUCACCAUGGACGACCAGGAACUGGGCUUCAAAGCUGGGGAUGUCAUCGAAGUGAUGGAUGCCACCAACAGAGAAUGGUGGUGGGGCCGUGUCGCUGAAGGCGAGGGGUGGUUCCCAGCCAGCUUCGUGCGGCUGCGUGUAAACCAGGAUGAGCCUGUGGACGACGAGGCCCCACAGGCUGGGGAUGGUGAGGCCAAGGAUGGUGGUAUGGACACACAGAACAGCAAGGACCAGAUGCGGACCAACGUCAUCAAGGAGAUUCUCAGCACAGAGCGGGACUACAUCAAGCACCUGCGGGACAUCUGUGAGGGCUACAUCAGGCAGUGCCGCAAGCGUGCUGACAUGUUCAGCGAGGAGCAGCUGCGCACCAUCUUUGGGAACAUUGAGGACAUCUACCGCUGCCAGAAGGCAUUUGUGAAGGCCCUGGAGCAGAAGUUCAACAGGGAGUGCCCACACCUGAGCGAGCUGGGUGCCUGCUUCCUGGAACAUCAAGCAGACUUCCAGAUCUACUCAGAAUACUGCAACAACCAUCCCAACGCCUGUGUAGAGCUCUCCCGGCUCACCAAGCUCAGCAAGUACGUGUAUUUCUUUGAGGCCUGCCGGCUGCUGCAAAAGAUGAUCGACAUCUCCCUGGAUGGUUUCCUGCUGACCCCUGUGCAGAAGAUCUGCAAGUACCCCCUGCAGUUGGCAGAGCUGCUCAAGUACACGCACCCCCAGCACAGGGACUUCAAGGAUGUUGAAGCUGCUUUGCAUGCCAUGAAGAAUGUGGCCCGGCUCAUCAAUGAGCGGAAACGGAGACUCGAAAACAUUGACAAGAUUGCUCAGUGGCAGAGCUCCAUAGAGGACUGGGAGGGGGAAGAUCUUUUGGUCAGGAGCUCAGAACUCAUCUACUCUGGAGAGCUGACCCGUGUUACACAGCCUCAAGCCAAGAGUCAGCAGAGAAUGUUUUUUCUCUUUGACCACCAGCUCAUCUACUGUAAGAAGGAUCUGCUCCGCCGGGACGUGCUGUACUACAAGGGCCGGCUGGACAUGGAUGGCCUGGAGGUAGUGGACGUGGAGGAUGGGAAGGACCGAGACCUCCAUGUGAGCAUCAAGAAUGCCUUCCGGCUAUACUGCAGUGCCUCGGGGGACAGCCAUCUACUGUGUGCCAGGAAGCCUGAGCAGAAGGAGCGCUGGCUCAAGGCCUUCAUCAGGGAGAGAGAGCAGGUGCAGUUGGACCAGGAGACAGGCUUCUCCAUCACAGAGCUGCAGAGGAAGCAGGCCAUGCUGAAUGCCAGCAAGCAGGCCACAGGGAAGCCCAAAGCCGUCAGCAGGCCCUGCUACCUGACUCGCCAGAAGCACCCGACACUGCCCACCAGUCGGCCCCAGCAGCAGGUCUUGGUGCUGGAGGAGCCCAGGUGGAAGCCAACCACCUUCUGGCACAGCAUCAGCAGGCUCACCCCCUUCCGCAAGUGAGCCAGCAGCCACUUGACAGCACUUUGUGGAUCUGCCCACCCCACGGUACCUGCUUCUCUCCCCAGAGGCCCACUCCAACAG
Castor canadensis (American beaver) is the source of this 1947-nucleotide messenger RNA. The record is from RefSeq and is a predicted model, not a curated record. NCBI's taxonomy places the organism in Eukaryota, Metazoa, Chordata, Mammalia, Rodentia, Castoridae.